AUGAUGAUCCGUUCCGCGUUGCAAUCCGUUUUACCGAGCUCGUUUGCUUCUUCAUCAUCUUCUUCUUCUGUUGCUUCGACUAAUCAUCGCAUCGUGCGAGCAGCGGCGCACCCGAAUCCAUCGUUGUACGACGUCGUGGACGAGGAAAAGAUGUUGAGCGAAUCGACGUUCCCGAUUAAACCGAACGAGCUCAUUGAACUCACGAAAGAGAACUUGCGAAAAGGGUUCGCCAAUAUCGAUUUAAGCGAAGAUUUCGAAUUCAUCGGCCCUGUUGUCGGUCCGUUAUCCAAAGAGACUUUUGUGAACGCCGUGGCUGGUUUUGAGCUCGCGGAAGGUUUCCCAGACAUGAAGUCGCAGUUUCAUCAUUUCAGAGUCGAUCCGUUUGAAACGAACCGGGUGUGGUUUCAGAAUAGAACGGUUGGGACGCACACAGGGGUUUUGGCGGGGAACAUUCAACCGACAGGGAAGAAAGUCGAGUGUCCGCCGCAAGCGUUGUCGCUGACGUUCAACGAGAAAGGCGAGGUGACGAAGAUUACAGUUGGCGUCGUGAUGGACAGAACGUUAGGUAAUACCGGCGGUCUCGGUGGGGUGUUUGGGUUAUUUUACGCGGUUGGUGCCGGCUUGCCGUUUCCUGAGGCGCAACCGUGGAAGAAGAGUAAGCGGUAUCGAUUUUUCACUUUGUUAGGCAACUUGGCCAGCAAAAUGAAGAAGUGA
Messenger RNA from Bathycoccus prasinos, 714 nucleotides. RefSeq lists its product with no specific name. The transcript has a single exon. Lineage: Eukaryota; Viridiplantae; Chlorophyta; Mamiellophyceae; Mamiellales; Bathycoccaceae. The coding region runs from base 1 to 714 and encodes 237 amino acids. The record is from RefSeq and is a predicted model, not a curated record.